Molecule: messenger RNA, 1527 nt
Organism: Neltuma alba
Lineage: Eukaryota; Viridiplantae; Streptophyta; Magnoliopsida; Fabales; Fabaceae
Product: inositol 3-kinase-like
Exons: 2
Coding region: 187-1308 (373 amino acids)
Biological process (GO): myo-inositol hexakisphosphate biosynthetic process
Molecular function (GO): kinase activity
Source: RefSeq, a predicted model, not a curated record
GCAUGUGACACAGUCUCAUCCCUCGCCUACGAACUCUUUCUGUGUCUACUGUAACCUACACGUCUCUUCUCUCCAUGUUUCCAAUUCCUUCGUCACCAAUGUCUCCUCUUUAACCUUUAUCCACCACCCACAUGCUCACUCUCACAUUGCCUACUAAAUCCGCCACCCUUCUCCACCAGGCUUCUCAUGUUGAGAUACUCCGAAGCCCCACAAAACUCCAAUCUUCGGGGACUUAUUGUGGGAAAUUAUUGCCACGACGUCCUCUUAAGAGAUGGCGCCGUCGUCGCAGAGACUAUCGGUGGAUCCACUUCGUUUAUCUCCGCCGUGCUCGACAGUUUCUCUAUCUCACACCAUCUGGUCGCCAAGGUGGGGCCGGAUUUUGCUUACGUAACAAACCAUCCUCCCCUUGUGGUACCCUCGUCCGAAACCACUGUCUUUCAUGCAUAUUUCGAUUCGAAUAUCGAUGCAUCCGGGGACUUGGAUCGGGUCUUGAAACGGGUCCGCGCUUGCGAUGCGAUUAGGGUUUCGGACCUUCCGAAAACAAGGUUCGAUUUUGGAAUGGCAGUUGGUGUUGGUGGGGAAAUAUUGCCGGAGACUCUGGAGAGAAUGCUUGAGAUUUGUGACAAAGUGUUUGUUGAUGUUCAGGCUCUGAUUCGUACAUUCGAUGCGGUUGAUGGGACUGUGAAGCCUAUUGCGUUGAAGGAGAGUGGGUUCUUUCACCUUUUGCCACGUAUUGGGUUCCUUAAAGCAUCAUCGGAUGAGGCAAUGUUCAUUGAUUUGGAGGAGGUGAGGAAAUUUUGCUGUGUUGUGGUGACGCAUGGAAAAGAGGGGUGUCGGGUGUAUUGGAAAGAUGGGGACAUGGAAAUUGCGCCGUUUACGGCUAGCCAGGUUGAUCCGACAGGUGCAGGGGACAGUUUCUUGGGUGGUUUUGUUGCAGGACUGGUUCAAGGUUUAGUUGUGUCUGAUGCUGCAAUAGUGGGCAACUUCUUUGGCUCCUUGACUGUGUCCCAAGUGGGGCCUCCAAAGCUUAACACUCUGUUGUCCCAGAUGGUUAAGGAUGAGAUUCACAAAAGAAGGAAUAUAGAAAGAAAGGAUGAUACGUUGAGUUUUGAGAUGGCACCUGAUGAAGAACGUUUCUAUGCAUCUCUUUCUGCUGCAAAAGCAAUAAUUAUGCGUCACGUUCAGGAAUCUGAGGGGAAUCCACCAAACUCUCCUACUAAAGUGAUGAAGCAGAAUGGUAUGAACACAAAGUUGUUGGUGAAAUCUGUUCAAGAAGAAGCAAUAGAAAUUAAUGAUGGUGAGUCGUGAGAUUUUGAAACCUUUGGAGCUCAGUCUGUAUUGUACAUCUGCAUUUUUUAUUUUAUUUUUCUCUCAGUCUACAUGAUGGUGCUUUCUUUUUGUUGCACCAGUUUCCACUUUUAUCCCUCAUUGCUGAUGUAACUUUCAGAUUUUCGGCUCACAGCUGUCAAAAUUGUGGGCUUAAAAAUUAAAAUCCACUUGAAGCCAAUAAAAAUUUGGCCCCAUUUA